Messenger RNA from Melitaea cinxia (Glanville fritillary), 994 nucleotides. Its product is annotated as enkurin. Gene Ontology annotation, cellular component: acrosomal vesicle. The transcript is spliced from 4 exons. Lineage: Eukaryota; Metazoa; Arthropoda; Insecta; Lepidoptera; Nymphalidae. The coding region runs from base 152 to 916 and encodes 254 amino acids. Gene Ontology annotation, molecular function: calmodulin binding. The record is from RefSeq and is a predicted model, not a curated record.
ACAAAUACGGUUAUUGAACUUAGACUUAUACACUGGUGCAGCUCAUUACCAAAAGCUUUAAAUACGAUUUCCAUAGCAACGAAUUGAUUUACGUUUAUUUAAUUUUAUACGUCCUAACAGUUAUUUUUUUGUUGUUUUAUUCAUAUUAACUAUGUCUAUUGUAGAAAUUAUUAACCAUGAUGAAGUCAUUUAUAGAAUUCUAGAUAAACCGCCACCAGAACCACCAAAAACUCCUAGAUAUGAAUCUCAGCUGGAACGACAACUUAAAGAAUUAAAAAUACCGAAGUUACGAAGAACUUUUGGGUAUGCAGAAACACCUCUUAACCCUCCUGAGAAGUUUUUAAGGCAGGGUGAAGGAGUCGGUCAUCCUAUUAAAAAAUCUGAUCAUAAAUGUAAUGUGUCAGGAAAACUUCCACCAGUUCCUAAACAUAAUGAUUUCGCAAAAAGGGCCGAAAAACCUAACACUAAUUUCAGAGUACUAAAUAUAAAAAAAGUAAUAAAAGCAAAACCUAAAACUCCGGAACCAAGGCUAGUGGAUACGAGAGAUGGACACAUUAAAAAGAUAAAAGGAUCGGGAGAAAUUCCAGAAUAUUGCCUCAGAAAAGAUUUUGGUCAAAUGCCUGCUUACUUAGUUAAAAGAAAUAGACGAAUCCAAAAACAACUUGAUAAGAUUAAAUACGCAGAGGAACAUAAAGAAAGUUUAUGCAAACUUAUUAGUGCACAAGAAAGACAGGAAUUGCUGAACGAUUUAAAAAGUAACUGGCAGAUUUUGCAAAAAGCUUUUCUACAGCUUCCAAUGUUGACGGAUACUAUACCUAAAAUUCUACGAAAAACGAAAAUGGAACAGGAAUUACGACAACUGGAAAAAGAUAUAGCUCUGGUUGAAUCAAACCCAUAUAUUUAUAUUUACGAAUAACGAAAUAAUUCGUACUUCUGAUGUUUUAUUUUUUAUUAUAAUGUUACGAAUAGUCUUUGGCAAUAAAAUUAUCCGAUA